AUGAAGGUGCUACUCUUGGCCCCGUACUUCUUCAUCCACGUCGAUCCAAUCAAGAUAUCCGAGACAUUCAACCACGAAGAAGAAAACGACAUUCAAAAACUCUCAUCGUUAAACUUGGUCCACAACUACUUCACCACCCAUACAGAACUCGAACCAACGGACUUGCAACCAAACUCAAUCCAACAUAUAUCAUCAACAAAAUCCGUAAUAUUCAACGAGCACAUCCUAAGCAAAGACCAACCCGCCUACAUAGAAGUCUCGUAUCAAAACUGGACGAUCCAAGCAACGCCACCAUUGGGAGGCACCUGGCUCUCCACCACAUGGCAACCGAUCCUGGACUGCGUCACCAACUACGCCGGCGACAAGGCCUCCUACCGCCAAACAUGGUUUCUCGAACUCGACAUUGGCUACGAUGCAAGACUAAGCUACUCGGGCUACUUUAUCAAUUUCGCGCCGCUGUUUAAACAUGAAUUUAUCGUGGGCAACGGCUUGGGCGGCAGCUACACGUGCGAUGUGAACCCGGGCAACACUUUGCAAUUCGCCGUUAUGUACAAUGUAUAUUUGGUCGAUAAUGUGGUGUUUAGAAGAGUUUUCGGUGGUGGCGGUGGUGGCAGGCAAAGGCUCAGGUUUGGCAACUGGCUGCCCUUUGCCAUGUUUGAACAAUUGCGGCAGGGUGAGGUCCAGUUGGCGUGUUUUACUGAUGAGAGGUUCUUGCGGUGUAAUACUCCCGUGUUUGAUGUUGUGCGAGAACGAUUACGUGAUACUUUCAAUUUACCAAUCGGCGCUGAGCCAGGGUCAACUCGAAACCGUGUCCAUGGCGCCCUAUCGAAAGGAGGAAAUUAA
Lodderomyces beijingensis is the source of this 843-nucleotide messenger RNA. Lineage: Eukaryota; Fungi; Ascomycota; Pichiomycetes; Serinales; Debaryomycetaceae. The record is from the annotation of a GenBank genome assembly.